AUGUCGGAUCAAGAUUUCGAGGAAUGGGGUGGUUUUUCGGAGGACGGCCUGUCAGAUGACGAAGAUGCCAUCCCAAUAUACCCAGAGGGAGGAGCCCUUUGCAAUGACGGCUCGACAGUAAAAGCAGAUACUAUUCAACAGCUUCAGGACGCAAUCAACGCCCACGGCAAGGCCAACGGAUAUGCAGUAAAUCGCCAGAACGCCUCCAACCGUAUAGCAGGCCAACCGACUUACUACACCAUCGUCUGUGACCGCUUCGGUUUGCCUAGACCUACCGAGGGAGUCCGGCUACGCAAGUCCAGCACUCGCAAGUCUGGCUGCAAGUUCAAGGCAUCGGCAAAGCUCACAGAUGAAGGAUGGGUGUUCAGGCAUCAUAAGGAUCCUCGUUACCACGUCCACAACCACCCGAAGUCCCUCGAUCCCUCGGCUCACCCACAACACCGGAAGAUAAAGUCCCCGGUCAAGAACCUUGUGAAGAAGAUGUCCAGCUAUAGCGCCAUCAAAGCACGCGAGAUUAGCAAGAUGGUAGAGGAGGAGGAACCCAAUUCGCACUUCACCAUCAAGGAUAUCAACAACGCCAGACAGGCAUUCCGUCGACAGGAAAAGGAUGGUUGUUCAGCCUCCGGGGCUGUGAUCAAGGCUUUUGACCAGGAAGGAGUCCUAUAUGUCCCGAAAUGGGAUACCCGAGAUCCCAACCGCCUUUUGGGCAUCGCUUUUACCUUCCCAGAGUGUCAGGAGAUGUGGAAGCGCUUCCCAGACUGCCUCAGUUUUGACAAUACUCACAGUACCAACGCACUUGGAUUUCCCCUGUUUGUUAUUACCACUCAGACGAAUAUCAACUCUACUGCAAACGUUGCCUUCGGCUUGAUCAAUAACGAACGCCGUGAGGGCUUUGAUUUCCUUGCUCAGGGAGUCAAGGAACUCCAGGUCCAACUUGAAGCCCGAUCUCCAGCCGUAACGAUCCUUAAUAAAGACGAAAGGAUGAGGGACGCCCUGAAGGAGACGUUUCCGGAUGCCCAACAACAGCUGUGCCGUUUCCAUAUCAACAAGAACGAAGAACCCUCUGAGGAUCGUCCUGGAUCCCGGACCAAGAUCACCCACGAUGCUGAGGGCGUUCUUACCAUCUGGAAGAUCCUGGUACGCGCCAAGACUAAGGAGGAAUUUGUGAGGAUCUGGACAUGGCUUAUUGCGGAGUUCUCCGACCAGGAGGAGAUCCUGCAGUAUCUCCAGGCUGAAUGGCUCCCUCUGAGAGAACAAUGGGCGGAAUACUGUACUCGGAGGCACCUGAAUUUCUCCCAAUCGGUCACGUCUCAGACCGAGUCCUCUAACUUCAACAUCAAGAGUUAUCUGGUAACCGGCAAAAGCGAUUUCUUACGCUUGACAAAGGCUCUCAAAGAAAUGUGCCAGAAUCAGCACCGCAACUACAAUCAGGAGGUGGCAAAGCAGAUGACGAGGAUUAAGAUGGACUACUUACACCAAGAUUACCUAGGUGAUCUCCCUCAAGCCGUCUCUCUCAAAGCUCUAGAGCAUAUUACUCGCGAGAAACGGCACGCGCAGAAGGCAUUGAACAAUGCCCGCGAUACAGGAUCCGAAGAAGUCCCAGUCUGCGAUGAUUCCUGUACAAUACAGCUACAGUUUCGUCUUCCUUGCCGGCAUAUUAUUCACCAGCGAUUGAAGGAUAAGGAGCCUCUUACUUUGCAGGAUCUUGAUCCACGCUGGCUCCUUGAUUCGAGGAUCGAUUGUCAAGAGAGAUAUAUUCGAAUCAGGGACCCCAAUCCAGCUGAACGGCGACGUGGGCGUCCCAAAAAUGAGCCCAUACCAGUCACCAGAGAACUCUGCCUCCCCGGCCAAGUCAGCCUUCGACCUCCAGCCUCACAGAGAGGUAACCGACAGUCCCAACGAGGUUGGAGAGGCAGUCGGCGCGCCCGCAACCCAAGAGCGGCUCGAGGCCACGCAUCAGCUGGAAGACUCAAUCCGAGUGUGAGACGGCGCCUGUCGCAAUGGGAGAUAGAACCAGAACAGCUGGAUGACCUCGAAUCCAGGCCUGAAAUCGAAUCGGAGCCGGAACCAGAGAUUAUAGUCAAUACUUGGCGUGGAAAGGACCCAGAACGCCGACCUGAGAACGCCCCAAGGAUCUCCGGGCCGGCUAGAAGUCAGGGUGCCGUCCCCAAUCAGACUCUGCGGACUACUCGGAGUGGGCGUACAGUGAUGCCAGUCGCGCGUAUUCAGGAGUCUCAGGAGCAGCCUGCAAGGGCUAGGAAACGCCCACGCCGCUGCUGA
Messenger RNA from Chaetomium globosum CBS 148.51, 2280 nucleotides. RefSeq lists its product as uncharacterized. The record is from RefSeq and is a predicted model, not a curated record. The transcript is spliced from 2 exons. Lineage: Eukaryota; Fungi; Ascomycota; Sordariomycetes; Sordariales; Chaetomiaceae. The coding region runs from base 1 to 2280 and encodes 759 amino acids.